This is a messenger RNA of Heterotrigona itama, 1716 nucleotides long. The record is from the annotation of a GenBank genome assembly. Lineage: Eukaryota; Metazoa; Arthropoda; Insecta; Hymenoptera; Apidae.
CGACACGGUCGGCAACCGGCAAUUAUCUGGCGAGCGCUCGAAGCCGCGCACGCUUCGUUCCCGCUACGUUGUCGCACAGUUUUCUUCUCCUGUCUCUGUCCGGUGUUUGUUUAUUUUCAUUUUCGUUUUUCACGGCCAACCAAGUGAUCAAGACCCAAGGAAAUACCUUGUCCUCGGGCUUGCCUCGCAAGCACGCGAAAAUUAGCACCGGAGUCGAUCGGUUUCUGUGAACGGGACGACGGAUGUAACAGGAAGCGAAGUGAUGGCACAAGUAAUGCAAUAUCAACAGGUCCGUAACAACGAUUCUGCAUGUAGCGGUAUCGUAUCGGUGAAAUUCAAGUGUCAAUUAAGUGAGGAUUAUUCUCCGUCAGUCUUGUGAAAAAUGAGGCUUUUCGGAAGGGAGCGAAGAUUACGCUAUGUUCACUAACGAGAAACGAUGGUCCUGAUGUGCGUGCCAACAGUGUCACCAGUGCCAGGCGUGACGCCCAUGUCCAACCUGCCGAUGCCGCUACACCAACCUGCCGCCAUCGAUUACGGAGCCUCGAGUAUCCAUUAUCAGUCGUACAGCAUCGAUAAUGGAUACUCGAGGCCGACAUUGAGCAAUCAUCAUCUUCAAAGCAGCCAACCGAGCUACUGGUACCCUGGGACCACGAGUCACACACAAAUUACAGAGGCUUUAACACCACCGGCGUACACGAUGCCAAGUGUCGCGAGUGGUACCACCUCGUGGACGGCACCGAGUCAUCUUACGGAAGCUCAGCUCGCAAACGUACCAACGAUACAACAUUACGCUCUACCGCCGAGUCCAUCGGACAUUCCGCCAAGCCCUCAUGAUCAUUGCUCGCCGUAUCAGUGGCCACUCACUCCGCCAGCGGAUCAUCACUUCCUGACCGCGGAAGAUCCAGCAAGAUCUGGCAGGAAGUGCAUUAGAUGCCGUUGUCCGAAUUGUCAGAUGGACAGUGGAGGUCAUUUGGGGAUGGAUGGCAAGAGGCAGCAUGUUUGCCAUGUGCCAGGAUGCGGCAAAGUGUACGGCAAAACUUCUCAUUUGAAGGCACAUUUGAGGUGGCAUACCGGCGAACGACCUUUCGUCUGCAACUGGUUGUACUGCGGCAAGAAGUUCACCAGGAGCGACGAAUUGCAGCGUCAUCUGCGAACGCACACCGGGGAGAAAAGAUUCGUGUGUUCCACGUGCGGCAAGAGGUUCAUGAGGAGCGAUCAUCUGACGAAACACAUGAAAACGCACGAGAAGAAGAAGAGCAGGAAGGAGUCGAAUAAAGAGAACUCGUUACCAACCGCGAGCUCUUCAACGCAGAGCUCGUAUCCUUCCGCUGUCGGACAGUACAUCAUGAUUUAGGAUUUCUACAUUUGGGAAGUUGUUGUUGAACGUGUUUCCAUAGAUGAUAGUGCAAAGAUAUCAGAAAAAAAUCCUUUAAAAAAAAAUGUAGGAACCAAAUUUUGGCUUUGUUGUGUGUAUUAUAUCCGUCCUUGUAAAUGAUUUCGUUUGGAAAGUUCUUCAUAAUUACUUUAAAUAGUAUGGUGAAUAACUACCUAUAAUAAUUAAAUAGCCAAAAAGGAUCCCGCAUUGUUUUGAUGGUAGAGAAUGGAAGGGACACGUUACUUGAUUCAAAGGAGCAAAUUACACCGAUAAUUUGCAAAAGAUAGAUUUUUUUUUAAGGCAAUUUUCAUUGAGUGUUUUUUUUUCUUUUUUUUUUGUAA